UUCGAACUUGGGCUGUGCACCUUCUUUCUUCGCCGGGUCGGGACCGAGAGGGUUUGGAAUACCGAGAGGGCCAGAGCGCACGAAUUGCACCAUCGGCUCCAAGCCAGGGAAUUGGAGGCCGAAAUCUCGCACACUUGCAGCGUCCCUCGUUCAGCCUGGUGGUGUAAGCUCGAACGCUGAAGUUUGACAGAUCUCGUUCAUAACUUCGCUCUCAACGGAACUCAUAACAAACCGAGUUUGGGCCUUUUAUAUUCAUUUGGUUGGUUUUGAAGUCGGGCGGCCUUGUCGUUGAAAUUGAUCGCCAUCCCAUGCACGCUAUCACGAACUCCGACACGUCUAGUUGUUUGCUGGAUCCGACAAGAGUUCCUUCGGCGCUUGCCACUCGCGUUUUAAGUCUGCUUGGAUUGGUGCAGGGGAUCCAUGGCUUCGAGCAGCAAUGAGAUUAUGAGCAAUCCCGCCAGUGUAGAGGAGAUGACACUAGCAGUAAAAUGGGCGGGGAAGGAGUUUACCGUGAGGGUGUGUGGAGAUGACUCUGUUGGAGAGCUCAAGCGUCGGAUUUGUGAAUUGACGAACGUUCUUCCAAAGCGACAGAAACUGCUCAAUGUGAAGGCUGGAGUCAAACCCGCGCAAGACUCAUCUCUGCUUUCACAGCUUGCACUAAAGCCCGGGAUAAAGAUCCUGAUGAUGGGCACUGUGGAAGAUGAGAUUUUUGUGGAUCCGGUUUCUGCACCGGAGAUUUUAGACGACUUCGAGCUUGGUGAAGAAGACACGGUGGACAUCAAGGACGCCGAGGUUAAUAAAGCGAAACUACGCAGGCGCGUUGAUCAGUAUAAGUUGACACUGCUCAACCCUUCUCGUCCUGGAAAAAAGUGUCUGGUUUUGGACAUUGACUACACCAUCUAUGAUCAUCGAUCUACAGCAGAAAACACCAAGGAGCUGUUGCGCCCACAUGUGCAUGAAAUGUUGAAAGCAGUAUACCCUGCAUAUGACAUUAUCAUUUGGUCAGCUACCAGCUUAAAAUGGGUAGAGAUAAGGAUGAAGGAGCUGGGAGUGCUCAACAAUGAAAACUACAAGAUAACAGCUCUGCUGGACCACCUUGCCAUGAUCACUGUACAGUCAGCAAGUCGUGGGGUCUUUGACUGCAAACCUUUGGGAAUUAUCUGGGCGAAGUGUCCUGAGUAUCAUUCUGGGAAUACUAUAAUGUUUGAUGACUUGAAACGCAACUUUGUUAUGAAUCCUCAGAACGGUCUUGUGAUCAAACCUUACCGGAAAGCUCACAUGAAUCGAGCAACCGAUAGAGAGCUGGUCGGUCUUACCGAGUAUCUGUUGUCAAUAGCAGAACUGGAGGAUUUGAGUCACUUAGACCACCGCAGAUGGUACGAAUAUAUAGAGCACCAGUGGAAGCCUUGAUUCGAUGUCGGGUUCAUUGGAGUGGUGCUAAUCGUAGUAAAAGAAUGUGACUCGCAUCCUCCGUAGAUUGUACGCUUCACAAACAGAACUUCAGCCACUUUUUUCUAGCCUGCCUGCACGUGUAGUGCUUGCCGCUAUGUGGCAAAGUAGAGUUGAGGUUCAUAGUGAAGUGCAAACUGCCAGAGUCAUGGACAACAGCAGUACAAAUUUAUGGGCAUGCCCACUUUCAGCGCAUUCGUAUCUAGAUGAGUCAGGCACAACGCUUGAGUGGACAAUGAUUCAAAACCCUCAAGCUGGAUGGACCGCAUGUACAUUUUGUAACUAUAUUCGAAAUCGAAAAUUCAAUCCAUCUUCAAGGGGA
Molecule: messenger RNA, 1771 nt
Organism: Marchantia polymorpha subsp. ruderalis
Lineage: Eukaryota; Viridiplantae; Streptophyta; Marchantiopsida; Marchantiales; Marchantiaceae
Source: the annotation of a GenBank genome assembly